UGAUGUGGCAGGGUUCAAUCUGAUGCCAAAAGCAUAAUGUUUGAGCUCGGUGUGUUCCCAAAAACAUAUUAUCGUAGCUAUGCGCGAACUUGGCCCCUCUCCAAGAUUGUUUACUGGAACCUGUUCAGGGUGGGGAUGUUCUUAACAGGAAGACGGGACAAAAUCCAGCUCUGUCCCAUACAACUCCGUCCCGAGUCAUUUCAUAUUAUGUGAAAGACUUAUCGCUUGCAGGUCGCUGCUGUUCUUCCACGUUUGAAAAGCUACUUUCAGCCUCCGUUGGUAUUUGUGUGUUAGGAAGAACUGAACGCCAUGCUCGGGGUGGAGGGCAGAUCCGGUCAAGUGAGGGUGUGACCGCUCUUGAGAUCGAGGAGCUGAGAGAAGAAGAAUGGCUCAAAAUGUAAACUUUGAUCUGAGUCACCCCGCAGUGGAAGCUGGACUGGAAAGCCCAGCAGACGAGAACGUGGUUCAUGAUUCGUUCAGCCAGCUGAUUGCAGAACAGAGUCAGAACGAGGGACUGUCUGAUGCCAUCGAGCUGCAGCAUCUGCAGGGGAACCCAGACGACGACGAGGGCCGAGACAAUGUGGCGUAUUUGUCACCCUCUGAGAAUCGGGGAUGGAGGAUAGGAAGCGAUGAAGCUGCAGAAGAGGACAAUGAAACACAAACGGACUCUCUCCUCAAGGAUCGCUGGUCUUCAGCCACCCUGAAGAUCCUCUCCUCCAUGCCGAGCCGCACUAUCGGCCGCAGCCGGGGAGCCAUCAUCUCUCAGUACUACAACAGGACCACUGAGCUUCGGAGACGCACGCAGAAAAGGGCGUCCAUCAAAGACUUCUCUCGCUCCGCCAGGCCCAGCAUCCGAGGCUACGGCGUGGAGGUGGACACUACAGACUCGGCAGAGAAGAAGCAGGAGCGACUGGUCAAAAACCUGCAGGACUUGUCGGCGGUUGACCGAAUGAGGAUGCUCAAAGAAAUGCCUCUGAAUUUGUCUGAGAAAAAAGACCUCAGGAGGUUGACGUUGGAAAUGACUAAGCGAACACGUUCCAGCAGUAAUCUUCCCUGUUGCAGUUAUCUGAAAUUUCAAAUCAUUUUAGCCCUGAGGCACAGCUGGUACAGCUGUCUGUCCUUCCUGCACUCCCUGCAGCUGUGGCAAAUGCCGCUCAAGAGAGUCGGCGGGCGCUUCGGCUCCGGGGUCCUCUCCUACUUCCUGUUCCUCAAGACUCUCCUCUUCUUCAACGUGUUCCUUUUUCUGGUCUUGGGUUCGUUCUUGGUGUUUCCGCAGGCGGUGUACCUCCCAGAGCUGCCUGAAAGCAGAACGCCCUUCACUGGACUGGAGCUCCUCACCGGAGGGGGCUACUUCUCCAACACCCUGCUGUACUACGGAUACUACAGUAACCACACGCUGCCGAACUGUCCGAAGAACAACUCCACCAGACCGGAGUGCGACUCAAGGUCCCUGUCCUACAAUAUGCCGCUUGCAUAUUUCUUCACAAUCGGACUGUCCUUCUUCAUUACAUGCAUCAUCCUUGUGUACAGCAUGUCAAAGUCGUUUGGUCAGAGCUUCAGGAUCGACAAGUCCAACGGCAUGUUGGCCAUGAAGGUCUUCUGCUCGUGGGACUUUAAGGUCAUCAAGAGAAGCUCGGUCAAGCUGCUGUCUGAAAACAUCUGCACCCAGCUCAAGGAGCUGCUGGGAGACACACAUCACAGGCUCGUCAGGAAUACGAUCUUAGACAAGUUGAUCAAACUGCUGAUUCAUGGCCUCAGCUGGACACUCUGCCUUGGGGCUACCGCUGGAUGCGUGGCCGGGAUUUACUGCUUCUCAGAUUAUAUGCACAAAAAACAGGAAAGUUCGGAAAAUGACUCCGAGGAUCCAGGGUUACUAAACGAAGCCAGCCUCUUGGCUCUGCCUGUCCUCGUCUCCUUCAUCAACUUGAUGCUGCCGAUCCUCUUCCAGCUCACAGCCUGGAUGGAGAAGUACAACUCUCCAUCUCUGCGCACGUUUGUUUCACUCAGUCGGAACUUGAUAUUAAAAGUGAGCGUGCUUGGAGUCCUCUGCUUCCAUUGGUUGAAACGGGUGGCUGGCAGCGCCAACGAUGACAAGACAUUCAAGUGCUGGGAGAGUUUUGUUGGUCAGGAUCUUUACCGCUUCCUAGUCAUCGACUUCAUCUUCUCUCUGCUGGAUACCCUGUUUGGAGAGCUGCUUUGGAGGUUAUUCUCUGACAAAGUGCUCAAGCGAAACAGAAGACCGGGGUUUGAUAUCGCCAAGAACGUCCUGGACCUCAUCUACGGACAGACGUUGGCCUGGUUGGGUCUUCUCUUCACUCCCCUCCUGCCUGCUGUGCAGAUCCUCAAACUGCUGCUGCUCUUCUACAUUAAGAUGAGCAGCGUGAUGAUGAACUGCCAGGCCCCCAGCCGGCCCUACAGAGUCAGCCAGAUGACCACCAUCUUCAUCACCCUCCUGUGCUUCCCCUCCUUCCUCGGUUCCUCCGUGUGCGUCACGUACACCAUGUGGAGGCUCCCAUCCUCAGGGUCAUGCGGUCCUUUCCGUGGGAACAAAACCAUGAUCCAGGCGGGGAAACAAAGGAUUGCUGAGCUGGUUGACGAAAACCGCAGCUUGUCCUUUCUGGCUGAUGCUCACACCUAUUUGGUGGAAAAUCCCCUUUUCCUGUUUGUGGGAGCAGCCAUCUUUCUGAUAGUCAUUUACUUCCAGAGUCAGGUGGUGGACGGCCAAAGGAAGAUCAUCGCUUUACUGCAGGAGCAGAUAGAAAAUGAGGGAGAAGACAAAAAGUUCCUAAUUACUCGGCUUCAGUCUGUCCACGAGCGCAAACGGACCCCAGCGAGGAAUCUCACAAGCCAGCUGCAGGACUCUGGAUGUUGAGCUCCGCUGAGCUUCUGGAAGAUGAACUUCCUCAAUUGUCUGAGGAAUGAAUCUUCAGCCACUGGGGUUGUAACUGGGACAAAACGCAAAGACGUGAUGAACUUCACGCAGCGGCGGAAGAUCGAUUCGGCUUUUUAUAUGGAGAAAACUAGCAGCACGAAACCACUGGUGAAAAAAGAAAAACAAAGAAAACAUUUUAUAGAUAAAAGUUUUUGAUGCUUUAUCUGCACAUCGUUACUUCCUAAUAAGGUGCAGACACGACAGACUUUGUGUGUCAUACUUAAGGACUUCUUUUUAACUAACUGUUCAACAUCCAGAUAAUUUUGUAUUUAAUAAAGCAGAAAUAUUUAGAUUUCAUCUCCUUUUAAAGAAGCACUUUUUCUACCAACUGUGAACUAUUUUCUGUUCCUCAUCCAAAUAUGUCAUUAGUGUGCCAUUGGUAAACUUUGGGUUUUCUGGGUGUGUUGGUGUAAAUAAUUUUUAUUUUCUUUUUACGGUGAAAUUUUCACUCUGCUUUUGUAAGUAAAUGACGUUUUAUUA
Molecule: messenger RNA, 3412 nt
Organism: Poecilia latipinna (sailfin molly)
Lineage: Eukaryota; Metazoa; Chordata; Actinopteri; Cyprinodontiformes; Poeciliidae
Gene: tmc6b
Product: transmembrane channel-like 6b
Exons: 21
Coding region: 386-2872 (828 amino acids)
Cellular component (GO): plasma membrane
Molecular function (GO): mechanosensitive monoatomic ion channel activity
Source: RefSeq, a predicted model, not a curated record